This is a messenger RNA of Bactrocera latifrons, 456 nucleotides long. Its product is annotated as glutamyl aminopeptidase-like. Lineage: Eukaryota; Metazoa; Arthropoda; Insecta; Diptera; Tephritidae. Gene Ontology annotation, cellular component: cytoplasm. Gene Ontology annotation, molecular function: metalloaminopeptidase activity; peptide binding; zinc ion binding. The transcript has 3 exons. Gene Ontology annotation, biological process: peptide catabolic process; proteolysis. The record is from RefSeq and is a predicted model, not a curated record. The annotation marks the transcript as partial.
UAUGUUAUUGAUAUGUUUGAGAAAUCUCGUCCAAUGUCAACGUAUAACUUGGGAUUUAUGAUAACGCAAGAAAAUAAAUUUAUCAAAUGUAAACGAGAACUAAAUGAUAAAAUGCCAAGUAUAUAUUUAAGGACUUAUAGAGAUGUACCAGAUAUGAAACAGAUCUGCGAAAACAUAUGCAAGAUUUAUAAAAGUAUCGCAUUAUAUUUCAACAUUUCGCUACCGGUGGAAAAUUUGUAUAUUAUAACUUUACCCGAAGUGUCAACAGUACGGCCGCUAAGCAGUUGGGGAAUAUUAAUUUUAAGCGAGAAUGACCUGAUGCAAAUUGGGAAUUUUACCUUGAUUCAGGAGUUAGUUUACCAAUGGGUUGGAGUUUGGAAAACACCUUAUUGGUGGAGCGCAAUACAAAUUAACAAAGCCAUUGUAAACUUUGUUGCAGUUGAUAUCGCAUUAGAG